ACACACAGUAUCCCUCUUUCUUCCUCUUUCAAAUUCCCCAAUUUCUUGCAGAAAAUGCUCUAACAUUUUUCUCUCUCCUAUUUUUUUUAAAGCCUUUUCAACUUCUCAAGCACAAACUUAUCUCCCAUGGCGAGGCUUCUUCGCCACGCUUCUUCUUUGCGACGCUCUCUGUUUCAACCGGAGAGUUUCCAGAGAGAGAUAUUGGGAAUCUCUUCUUUUCAGUGUAGAGAUUUCUCUUCAAAAGGUGCUAAGUUAUUUCAAGUUUUUGUUUAUUGAAGUAUUGCCUAUAGGUCGGAAGAAAUCUAAAUCAGAGGCAAGUGACUCUAACGAGGAAGGCUUGUCACAGAAAGAGUUAGCUCUUCAACAAGCCUUAGACCAGAUAACGGCUUCAUUUGGAAAGGGAUCUAUAAUGUGGCUUGGUCGAUCUGUAACACCUAGAAAUGUCCCAGUGGUGUCUACUGGCUCAUUUUCUCUGGACAUAGCAUUAGGAAUUGGAGGAUUUCCUAAGGGGCGUGUGGUCGAGGUUUUUGGGCCAGAGGCGUCUGGGAAGACUACCCUAGCGCUACAUGUAAUUGCUGAAGCACAGAAGCAUGGAGGCUACUGCGCUUUCAUUGAUGCUGAGCAUGCUCUUGAUCCAUCUCUGGCUGAAGCUAUUGGUGUAAAUACUCAAAAUUUGCUUCUUUCACAGCCAGAUUGUGGUGAACAAGCUCUUAGCCUUGUGGAUACCCUCAUCCGAAGUGGUUCAGUUGAUGUUGUGGUGGUUGAUAGUGUUGCUGCCCUUGUGCCGAAAGGAGAACUUGAUGGUGAAAUGGGUGAUGCACACGUGGCUAUGCAAGCAAGAUUAAUGAGCCAAGCACUUCGAAAAUUAAGCCAUUCACUGUCUCAAUCAAAUUGUAUAUUGCUAUUUUUGAAUCAGGUGAGAGCAAAGAUUUCAACUUUUGGAUUUGGCGGUCCUACCGAAGUUACUUGUGGCGGUAAUGCUUUGAAGUUCUAUGCGUCAGUGCGUUUGAACAUCAGGAGAAUUGGAUUUGUCAAGAUAGGAGAAGAGACUAUCGGGAGUCAAGUCCUUGUGAAGGUCAUAAAGAAUAAGCAUGCACCUCCUUUUAGAACUGCUGAGUUCGAACUCGAAUUUGGCAAGGGCAUAUGCCGGGUCGCAGAGCUCAUAACCUUGGGUGUCAAGCACAAACUAAUUAAAAAGGCAGGCAGUCAUUAUAACUUCAAUGGCCACAAUCUCCACGGGAAAGAAGCACUUAAAAGGUAUCUCAAUGAGAAUGCAAGUGAAAGAGAAGAGCUGGCAACGACGCUUAGGGAAAAGCUACUAAGUUCAACGACGGAGGAGGCUGCAGAGGGAGGAGAGGUUGCAGAACCGUUGGAAGAAACAGUUUUGGCUGAUGAAACUGAAGAUACAACAGCCGCAGAAGCGUAGGAUCCUUUGAGGAAAUUCUUUUCAGAUGAUCUUCUACCUGUCAAGAAAAUUCAAGCAGCUUGUACUAGUUGCGAUCAAACAUGUGCAGGAGUUUGAAUAUGCAGAUGAUGAUCUUUACAUGUGAAGGAAUGAAUAUUAGUGCUCAAAACUGGGAUGGGAGAGUAGAGUUUUGGCGGAUCUCUGAUAAGGAAAGAGAUUCUAAGCUACGCCCCAACCACAUCAUGUAUUAUAGGAAGAGUAAAGAUCGCUGCAGUUUUGAAUUGUGUAUAUUUCACUAGUUUAAGUAAAGCUUGAUUUUGCUGGUUUACAAGAUCUGUGGAAAUCAUUCACAUUGUGGUCGUAGAAAAGUUCUUUCAUGUCUCAUGAUAUUGAAGAACUUUUAGGAUGGGAAUGAUCAAUCAAUUUGGUGUACUUGUGAAUGGCGGAUAUUUCAUGAGAUACCCUCGAGGUUUAAGUUUA
Molecule: messenger RNA, 1885 nt
Organism: Spinacia oleracea (spinach)
Lineage: Eukaryota; Viridiplantae; Streptophyta; Magnoliopsida; Caryophyllales; Amaranthaceae
Product: DNA repair protein recA homolog 3, mitochondrial
Exons: 9
Coding region: 410-1426 (338 amino acids)
Biological process (GO): DNA repair
Molecular function (GO): ATP hydrolysis activity; single-stranded DNA binding; ATP-dependent DNA damage sensor activity
Source: RefSeq, a predicted model, not a curated record